GGCGAGCACGCGGGCGGUGCAUGCGCCGCGCGGGGCGGGCCGGGCAGAGGCGAGGGGAGCGCGCGCGCCAUGGCGGCCCCUCCGUGCGCCUUUUCCCCCCGCGGGUGCCGCUUGUUCGCCUCGGCCGGGCCCGAUGGGCGGCUCCGCGUGUGGGACACGGCCGGCAGCCGCCUGCAGCACGAGUACGUGCCCUCCGCCCACCUCAGCGCCGCCUGUACGUGCCUGGCCUGGGCCCCGGCGGGUGCGCGGCAGCCCCCCAGCAAGGAUGGCCCCCAGAGGAAAAAACGGAAGUCUGAAGUUGGAGGAGAAGUGGACAAGCAGUUAGAUAUCCUGGCUAUUGGUACAGCAGUUGGUAGCAUUUUGUUGUACAGCACAGUAAAAGGAGAAUUACAGAGCAAGCUAGAUGGUGGUCAUGACAGUAGAGUAAACUGUGUGAGAUGGCAUCAAGAGAGCUGCUGCUUGUAUAGCUGUUCAGAUGACAAACACAUUGUGGAAUGGAACACACAGACCUGCAAAGUAAAGUGUAAGUGGAAAGGCGACAAUAGCAGUGUCACCUGUCUAUGCAUCAGUCCAGAUGGAAAAAUGCUGCUGUCAGCUGGUAGAACUAUAAAACUGUGGGACUUGGAGACCAAAGAAGUCUACAGACAUUUCACAGGCCAUGCUACAUCAGUGUCAUCAUUAAUGUUUACCACAGUGAAACCUACAAAUGAGAGUAAACCCUUUGAUGGAAUUACAGGACUUUACUUCUUGUCUGGAGCUAUACACGACCGAUUAUUGAGUGUGUGGCAGAUCAGAUCAGAUAGGAAAGAAAAGAAUGCUGUGAUGUCUUUCACAGUAACAGAUGAACCAACUUUUGUGGACCUGACUGUAUCUGAAGUCAAAGAAGAGCCGGUGAAGUUAGCAGUUGUGUGCAGAGAUGGGCAGUUGCAUUUAUUUGAACAUAUCUUGAAUGGUUAUUGCAAAAAACCCUUAACAUCAAACUGUACUGUUCAGAUAGCAACACCUGGGGAUGGGGACUCCACACCAAAGCCAGUCCCUAUUCUAGCAGCUGCAUUUUGCACAGACAAACAGUCUCUGCUGCUGGUGUAUGGAAACGCCUUACAGCCCGUCAUAGAGAAAGUGUCUUUGAACACCAGUGAACCCCACAUAUGUUUGGUACGGGACAUCCAGAAAGUGUUAUCACUUAAAACAGAUGCUGCUGUAACAAAGGUAAAGACACCUGUGGUGAACUCGGAGGCCAAAGUUCUAGUACCUGGCAUUCCAGGACAUAGUACAGCUGUCAAAACUCCAGCCCUGGGAAAGGAGAAAAAGAAGAACAAGAGGAAACCAGGAGAGACAGAGGAGAGCAUCGAGGAGCGCCUUGGGGCAUUGGAUAUUGAUGUGAGCAAAGUCAAAACUCCCGGUGGCCUUCCCCAAACAGACAGCUUUGCUGUGCUGCUGGUCCAGGGCUUGGAAAGCAAUGAUGCAGAAAUCCUAAAUAAAGUGCUUAACACAAGGAAAGAAAAUAUAGUAAAGAACACAGUAGCCAGAAUGCCUAUACACGCUGUCAUUCCACUGCUGCAUGAGCUUACAAAGAGAUUGCAAGGCAACCCAUACAGUGCCUCACUAAUGGUUCGAUGGCUGAAGUCUGUUUUUACCGUACAUGCAUCCUAUCUUUCCACAUUGCCAGACCUUAUUCCUCAGCUGGGAAUGUUAUACCAGUUGAUGGAGAGCAGAGUAAAAACUUUGCAAAAGCUUUCCCGUCUGCAUGGAAGACUCUUCAUUCUUGUCACCCAGGUUGCAGCAUCACAAACAGUUCAGGAUGUACCUGAGGUUAAUCAGACUGCAAAGCUGGUCUAUGAGGAUGAGUCCUCAGAGGAGGAAGGCUCAGAUGAUGAGAUGAUUGCAGAUAAAGACUCUGACGAAAACUGGGAUGAAGAUGAAGAAAAAGAGGAGCAAUCUGAUGAACAAGACAUGACUGUUGAAAAGGAAAUCAACGGUGAUUCUGAUUUGGAACCAGAAAAUGAAAGUGAAGAAGAGUAACAGCACGAAAGAGUAAUUUUAGCGGUUUGAACAAGUGGGCCACCAAGCUCUUUGAUUCUGGAUCCUGUUGCUGAAAGAUGCUGUACUUGCAUAUCAGGAGUGCAGAGCAUUGCACAGCCUGUGUGCAGAGGCACCUGUGGGGCACUGCAUUUCUGAAUCCAGAAUGUUUAACCGUGCCAGCCUUCUCUCGCCCUCCUUCCCUGCGCUUACUUAGAGAAACAUUUCCUCCACCUCCUGGUCAGAUUAUGCCUGUCAUGUGGACAUGCAUUUGUAUCUCAAGUGAAAUAAAUCUGCCACCGCUGUUUGUGUGGGAAACUUG
Molecule: messenger RNA, 2341 nt
Organism: Zonotrichia leucophrys gambelii
Lineage: Eukaryota; Metazoa; Chordata; Aves; Passeriformes; Passerellidae
Gene: WDR43
Product: WD repeat domain 43
Exons: 18
Coding region: 70-2022 (650 amino acids)
Biological process (GO): maturation of SSU-rRNA from tricistronic rRNA transcript (SSU-rRNA, 5.8S rRNA, LSU-rRNA)
Cellular component (GO): nucleolus
Molecular function (GO): protein binding
Source: RefSeq, a predicted model, not a curated record